Tarenaya hassleriana is the source of this 1148-nucleotide messenger RNA. RefSeq names its product mini zinc finger protein 2. Lineage: Eukaryota; Viridiplantae; Streptophyta; Magnoliopsida; Brassicales; Cleomaceae. The coding region runs from base 324 to 623 and encodes 99 amino acids. Gene Ontology annotation, biological process: regulation of DNA-templated transcription; regulation of developmental process. Gene Ontology annotation, molecular function: DNA-binding transcription factor activity; transcription cis-regulatory region binding. The transcript has a single exon. Gene Ontology annotation, cellular component: nucleus. The record is from RefSeq and is a predicted model, not a curated record.
GUGGGUUUCGAUCAAAAUCUAUAUAGUGAUGUAGCAUCCAUAAAUGCAUAAACUAAUAUGGAUAUAAGGGCGCUGUUAAUUAUUUCUUAUAAAAAUAUCUAUAAAUAUCCCACCUAGGGUUAGGGUUCGCAAAUAGAACAACUCAUCAAGUAUAACAGCCAUCUUUCUCCCAUCUUUUCCGUCUCCCACCAUAAAAGAAAAAAAAAAACAAACAAAGGGAACAUUUUUUUUUGCCUUCGUCUCUUAUAUAUAUUAUUCCUCCCACGUUUUAUAGAAGAGAAGAAUUUGAGAGAGAGAAACAGAAAGAAGGAAUCAAGAGAAGGAUGAGGAAGCGUCAAGUGGUGUUGAGGAGAACGUCGGAGGAGAGUUCGAGAAGCUCAUCGACGGCUUCGUCGCUGACGGUGAGGAGCGUUAGGUACGGAGAGUGUCAGAAGAACCAUGCGGCGGCGGUGGGAGGCUAUGCCGUGGAUGGAUGCCGUGAGUUCAUGGCCAGCGGCGAGGAAGGCUCGGACGCCGCUCUAACAUGCGCCGCUUGUAACUGUCACCGGAAUUUCCACCGGAGGGAGGUCGAAACCGAGGUUGUUUGCGAGUGUGAUUCACCACCUAGUUCCAACGGGAAUUAGAAAGCCUAUAUAUACAUAUACUUGUUCUUGUCUGUGUAUGUGUGUUGUGUUUGUGUUAUAUAUAUGUAUGUAUACCGAUGAAACUACUAAUUAGAGUAUUUAUUUGAAUUGAGGAAGCAAGUUUUUGCGUGUAAUUUUUUUUUUUUUUUUGUGGGUUUGUUUUGGUUUGGCUUUCCCCUUUGAUCUCUCAAAGGGUUAAGAUUCUUUGAGAAAUUAAGAUUUAAGAGGCGUUGGGAUUGGAGGUGAUGGAAGACGAGGAUGACCACAGCCGAUCGAUGCUCUUGUCUUUGAAAUUGGUUUUCUUGUGGUUUUAAUUGUUUCUGAGAUUGUUCUUGAAAAUCUAUAUUUCUUGGUCUAAAUAAUAUCUAGGGUUCAUAUGUUAGGGAAUAAUAAAAGAUUUCCGAUGUAUUAUGUUGUCGUCUGAACGACGAAAUGUGCCAAUCGCAAAUACACAUUGUAAUUCGUUUCAAUGUCCAAUUAGGACAGCAAAAGUGUGUUUCAUGUGAAUGAAUGUGGUUCUCUCUC